Messenger RNA from Cutaneotrichosporon cavernicola, 1686 nucleotides. RefSeq lists its product as uncharacterized. The record is from RefSeq and is a predicted model, not a curated record. The transcript has 6 exons. Lineage: Eukaryota; Fungi; Basidiomycota; Tremellomycetes; Trichosporonales; Trichosporonaceae. The coding region runs from base 1 to 1686 and encodes 561 amino acids.
AUGAGAAACCAGUACGGUUACCAGGCAAAGCCCGUGCCUGCGACCAGUGCCACCGCCGACGAGCAAAGUGCGAUGGACAACAACCAUGUACACGGGCCUGAGCCUGGAAAGCGAAAACGCGACCGCGAGGCGUCAGAGGUGGUUCGAGUUUGCUCGACGUCGCCGUCUGUGCCCAGCUCCAUCCCAUCCGUCUCCUCCACAACACCAGUAUCCGCGCCGCUGGCUUGGUCAGCCUUAUCGCUUCCGCCGAACCAAACUGGCCUGGACAGCGGCACUGUGUUUUCAUCUAGCGCCGACGACGCGCUCACACAGCUCUUUGGCGACAACAGCGGCUUCGGCUUUGGCUUCGACAUUGGUACCUGGUUCUUACCCCCGCUGAGUCUGGCAGCCCACGGGAUCCCAGACAUUGUGCCACCAUCGAACACGAGUAACAAGCUCCUGGAUGCAACAACGCUCUCGGCAGUCCUCGACCUCGUGCCCACGUUUUACUCGCGCAACGUGUACAUUGUUACACUGCUGCCGUACGCAUACGUUGAUGCGCGAACGCAGCGAGGCGACCAUGACACUGCGCCAGACUUUGCCGCGCUUCUUGUUGCCAUGGCUGCCAACGUGCUGCUUCACGCCGUCGAGGCACGCGAGGCCUUUGAAAGCACGCGAGUGUUCCGCGCACGGGAGCUGCUGGACCUCGCGUGCCGCCUCAAAGGGACGGCAGGUUCCGGUGCCGGUGUUGGCAUCGACGCCGUGCUCAGCAGCUUCCUUCUCUUCCUGUGUUUCUUCGGACUCGGCGACUAUGACGCAGGCUGGUUCCGCCUCCGCGAGUCACUUACACUCGCCGAGUGCAUGGUCACUCAGCAGGAGCGCUUGAUCGGCACACCUGACGAGAUUGAUGCCGAGGAGCGCAUGCGCCGUACCCGCCUGAUAGGGCUACUGACAGUCUGCGAGCGUGCGUACUCGCUCAAGCGGCAUCGACCUUCUACAGAAUGGCGAGACGCGGCGCUCAAGAGGGGAGCAGCGGACCCACAGGCACCCCACGAGCGAGCUGUGCGCGGCCUCUCACUCCUCCUCCGCGUCUUCUCGCUCAUCGACACGCGCGUCAUCAACUGCUGGAAUGCCGGGCCAGGGCAUGAGCCGGGUACGUGUGGUCUCACCCGCGAGGCCGUUGUGCAGCUCCAGCACGACCUGGACGACGUAUUUGGACCAAAUGGCGAGGACGUAACGGCAAACCCCACAGACCCAAGCCGCGCCCUCACCGAGGGCCAGCGAGCCGACCUGCUCAUGAACCAGAAGUGGCUUAAGAACCGCGUCUUUGAGCUCAGUGUCGCCCAUGGCUUUGUCCGAAGCCGAGAGGAACAGGAGGCCCAAGGCGAGGAAGUGGCUUGGGAGCUCUCCCCACUGUAUGCCAUUGCGCUGGGGAACACGACGCUCGCCAUGUACCGGGGCCUCUCGCCUCGCGGAGCAGAGUACAACGGCCUCAUGUGGUGCGAGAAGCUGUGGCACAUUGGCCGUACGAUUGUCGAGAUGGCAGUGCUCGAGCCGUCCAUCCUCGACGCGCCUGUGUCUGGCCCUGAUAUGACUAUGACUGGGCGAGAGACGCUCGCGCAGCUCCUAGCUCAGAUCACACUCUUCCGCGCUGGCCAAAACCCAUACAUUCAGCGGCUGGCCGAUGACAUUGCUAGAGUCAUGUAG